Molecule: messenger RNA, 2067 nt
Organism: Stereum hirsutum FP-91666 SS1
Lineage: Eukaryota; Fungi; Basidiomycota; Agaricomycetes; Russulales; Stereaceae
Product: Arginase/deacetylase
Exons: 7
Coding region: 1-2067 (688 amino acids)
Cellular component (GO): nucleus
Molecular function (GO): histone deacetylase activity
Source: RefSeq, a predicted model, not a curated record
AUGGAGACACCGUCCACUUCCGGGCCUAUCUCCCAACCGCGAAUCGGAGGGCCAGCCACUGCAGUCUUCCUCCAAGAUGCAUGCUUGCAGCACCGUUAUAUUCGCUCUAGGGAUACUUCUAAUAUUGUCGAGCUCCCAGAACGGCUUCGAGCCGUCAAGUUGGGUAUCGCAGCUGCUGUCGCGCGGCUUGAGGAUGAGCACAACAUGGUUUCGAGCUCACCAUCGUCGGUGGAGAAGCCAAACGUGUUGACUACCAGCGGUUCCACUGCGUCCACAGUUUCUGCUGUCAGUACGAACUUGUCCACGGACUCUGCUGACGAUCUCGCCGCGGCCCUGGGAGAUCUCAACAUUGCUUCAUCCUCGAUCUCAAGCCCAUCCACAGUCUCUGAGGAACUUCUCCUUUCCUCGAACUCUGACACACCUCCACCACUCCGCAUUUUUCGAUCCUCGGCCAAGGUUGAUAUCCUCAAUAACGCAGCUGUCAAGUACGUUCAUGGUGAUAUAGAAGGUGACGUCUAUCUCGAGAAACUUCGAGAUCUGGCCAGAGACAGUGCAGAAAAGAUCAAGCAAGGACAGAGUGAGAUUCCGGACGAGUGGUCUCAAGGCGAUUUGUACCUGUGCCCGCAAUCUCUGGACGCAAUGCAAGGUGCCCUUGGGACAGUUUGCGAAGCUGUCGAUACUGUAAUACGUGACGACAAUCCUACGAAGAGAGCCUUUGUUACGAUUCGACCUCCUGGGCAUCAUUGCGGGGAAGACACGCCUUCCGGGUUUUGUUUCGUGAACAAUGUAGCUGUCGGGGCUGCUCAUGCCCACCUCAAACAUAACAUCAAGCGCAUCCUCAUUUUCGAUAUCGACCUGCACCAUGGGAACGGCACCCAAUCGAUUGCCUGGCAGAUCAACGAAGAAACCUAUCGCUCUAAGAUCGAAACCGAAGCAGCAGGACUGGGCGCUCCGCCACCACCACCUCCCGGCGCCCAGAUCUUCUAUGGAUCCGUCCACGACAUACUUUCCUAUCCCUGCGAGGACGGCAAACCACAUCUCGUGCAAGCAGCCUCCGUUUCCAUUCACGGUCCUCACGGACAAUACAUUGAAAAUGUCCACCUCGAGCCUUACGAGUCUGAGACGCAGUUCUUUGACGUGUUGUAUAAAGGCGCUUAUAGCCGGCUAUUGACAAAAGCCAGAGAGUUCGUCGAAACUACGGGGGAAGGGAGUGACGAUGUUCUCGUGUUCAUCAGUUGCGGCUUCGACGCCUCUGAACACGAAUAUCCCUCAAUGUCCCGCCACGCUCGUAAAGUCCCCACUUCCUUCUUCCACCGAUUCACCCUCGAUGCCUGUGCAUUCGCCUCUCAAUACGCCAAAGGCAGACUCAUCAGCGUGCUUGAGGGAGGGUACAGCGGCAGGGCGUUGUUGAGUGGCGGGAUGGCCCAUAUCGUAGGGUUAGUUGAUUCUGAGAAAGAGGGUGAGUCGGUGGAGGAGAAGACGAGAUCGAGAGAGAGAUGGUGGAGUAAGGAUAAUGUGUUAAUGCUCGACAAACUCACCAAGAAGCCCUCCCGACGUGCUCCUCGCUCUUCCACCGGCAAAGCAGCCUCUUCUUCUGCCCUGAACAAUAGUCCUUGGUACAACCGUACAGCUGCCCUCCUCGAACUCUUCGAUCCCGCGUCCAACUACCCGUCUAGUAGUGCGAACAAAGCACCGUUAGUCCCGCCAAGUACCAGGACACUAAGGACUAGGUCGCCAAAUCCGAUGGGUUCGAAGUUGAAGUCGCCGGGACAAUCUCCAAAAGGGAUCAAGAGCGCUGGUGGUCCGAGAGGUAAAAGAAAGGAUGUCAAGGAGGUGCGGGUAGUGAGUAUGAGUGAGAGUACGGGGUCGAGCUUCAGUACCAGUGAGGAUUCCGAGGUUGAUGUCGAUGGGGGUGUGGUGCCGGAGGUGAAAAUCGAGAGUGUCGUAGAGGUUAAAGGUGAGGGUGACAAGGAGCUGGCUACGUCAAUCCCUACCAGUGUCAGCGCAGAGAAGAAAUUGCCCAGGGUGGUAUUGAAGUUGGGGACACGUCCUGAUCCUGAACUCUGA